AUGGCAACACCACCAACAGACCUCGUGGCGCUGGCGGCGUCCUGCCUGGACGCGGCCAAAACCAUCACGGCCUUUUUGGAGGCUAAUGGCAGUGGCCAACUCGCUUUUGAUCCGCAGGCUCUUCCCCGGUUUCCUCCCUGUGACGAAGAAACAGAGCGUGCGAGAAGCACCCUUCGAAAUGCCGCGCGCACCAUGUACGAUCUGGUCACCGGCCCCGAGGAAGGUCUGAUGGAGUCGUCGUUGACAUCGCUUCAUUACAUCAACUCCAUGAGAUAUAUCUGCCACUUUCGAAUCGCGGAUUUCGUUCCGGACACGGGAGACAUCGACUAUCAGUCGUUGGCCAAGGCCGCGGGAGUCGAUGCUGUUCAGUUGAAACAGAACCUGCGCUUCGCCAUCACGAAUCGAAUUUUUUGCGAGCCCACUCCAGACCAUGUGGCUCAUACCACCGCAUCCAUUUUAUUGAAGGGAGACAGUCCAAUGGGACCCUCUGUGCAAUGGCUCACUGAAGACUGUGCGCCCAUGGUCGCCCAUCAGAUCGAUGCGAUCGAGAAAUGGGGGCACGGGUCGCAGGAGUUCAAUCAAACCGCCGUCAACUAUGCAUAUGGCUGCGAUGGUCCAUUCUGGGAAUUUAUCGGGAGUGAUCCCGUUCGGGAGCGACGCUUUGGAAUGACGAUCAAACGCGUCGCUCACCAGCCGGCAUCGUCGCUCAAACACAUCGUCGCCGGGUUCGACUGGAAGUCCCUCGGGAAGGCGAGCGUAAUCGAUGUGGGCGGCCAUAUAGGCGACUCAGCCGUGACGAUUGCCGAAGCAGCGCCAGAGCUGCGGCUGAUUGUGCAGGAGAGACCAGAGGUGGUGGCGAUGGCGCAGGAUGCUAAGACUACAGUUGUCCCUGCAGAGCUCCAAGAUCGCAUUUCGUUUGAGGCCCAUGAUUUCUUUCGACCGCAGAGGACUCCAGCAGACGUGUAUUUCUUCCGCAAAACGUUGCUCAACUACACUGACAAAUACGCCACUCGGAUCGUGCAGGCGCUUGCUCCGGCUGCAAAAGCAGGCAAUCGACUCGUGAUCAUGGAUUUCAUCCAACCGGACAGACCUGUGGAGGCGACCGUUCGAGAGCGAUAUUUUCGAGCGGUGGAUCUGCAGAUGAUGCUCUACUACAACUGCAAAUACCGCACCUUGGACGAGUGGAAAGCGUUGGUGUCUGCCAGCGAUCCUGCUUGGGAAUUUGAAAGAGCAGUGACACCGCCGGUGAGUGCUCUGGCGGUGAUCAGCUUUAUUCGAAGGUAG
Rasamsonia emersonii CBS 393.64 is the source of this 1284-nucleotide messenger RNA. RefSeq names its product O-methyltransferase. The coding region runs from base 1 to 1284 and encodes 427 amino acids. Gene Ontology annotation, molecular function: O-methyltransferase activity. The transcript has 2 exons. The record is from RefSeq and is a predicted model, not a curated record. Lineage: Eukaryota; Fungi; Ascomycota; Eurotiomycetes; Eurotiales; Trichocomaceae.